GCUCGGAUGCCCCGAGAUCAGGCCAGGCCGACAGGGAGAGCACCCAAGGGAAACCGCCACGCUACGCCAAUAUCGGGAUCGGGACCGGGACGGACACCUGCCGCGCCGCCGCGGGUGACCUUCAACGAUGGCAGAGUUGGAGGGCGGCAGCCCGUCGUCGGGAGGGCGGCGCAGCAAGAGCGCACAUGAAGAGAUGAUCGCGGAGGACGGUGGAGAGGGGGGUGAGGUAAACGAGGAGGAAGGGAGAGAAGAGAAGCAGAAGGGGGAGGAGGAGUGGGAGGCAAGGGGGAAGGAGGAGGAGGAGGAGGAGGAGGAGGAGGAGGGAGAUUCACAUCCCUACGCAUUGUCUCCCUUGAGAGGUCUUGUCCGAAGGCCGAGCUCGCUGUUCCAGCUGGAAAACGGGAUUGCACCCUUUGCAGGGUCGUCUUCUAGGAAUCGGAAGAGCGGACCGGUGAGGAGAGGGAGGAGGUUGACCGGAGACGUGCGCGAUGGAGGCAAUGGAAACGGAAACGGAAACGGAAACGGAAUCGGUAACGGUAACGGUAACGGAAACGGAGGAGAGGGUACUAGUAGUGGUGGCGGGAAAAGAAAGUGGAGUGAAGAAAGGAAGGAGAGUUGUGCUGUUGAGAAUCCGGGGGGGGGAAGUGGAAGCAGAAACGCGGAAGGAAGCGGCGGAAUCGGGCGGGGAGGGGGGAGGGAACGUGCGGAGGGGAAAAGUGGGAGGAGGGAGUAUCGAAGACCAAAGGAGGGGGAAGGAAGAGAGAGUGGAACGGGAGGGAGAUUGGGAGGAGGAAGAGCAGCGAAAUUGCGAGCAGGAGAAGGUGGGAGAUUGGGAGCAGGAGGGGGAAAGGGGAGAGGGAAAGGCAAAGGCAAAGGACGAGGAAGGGGAGGAGGGGCAUUCCGGCAGAGAGCGGAGGUUUCUGGAAGCAGCGACAGCGAAGGAGGAGGCUCUUGGAAAUCGGCAGGAGAGCGGACGGGAGGACUCUCCGCCGGUGAGGAGAGUGGGAGAGAGAGAGGGAGAUGGGGACGUGGUAAGUCUAAGGAAGGAGGUUCUGGAGGGAGAAGAGGAGCAGAUGGCGAUCAUGGCGGCGGGAAGGGAUCUGGCCGGAUUCUUGGACAUAAGGGGGCUGGUGCAGUUGCAGUCGGAGUUGGAAGAAGCACAGCUAUUGGUUCUAGCAGGACUUAUCACGCCAAGGCUCACGCUAACGGCAAGCGUAACGGCAAGUGCACCGGUUGCGGGGAAAAGCGACGACGAAACGACAACGGUAACGGCAAGGGCAACGGCAAGGGUAACGGUAAGACCCAGAAACGAUCCAGGUACAAGCCUGGCAUGCUUGCGCUGCAAGAGAUCCGUCAUUAUCAGCGUAGCACCGAUUUGUUAAUUAGUAAAUUGCCCUUCGCUCGUGUUGUGAGAGACAUUACAAAUAAUAUCACGAUGGAAGUGUUCCGAUGGACCGGUGAAGGAUUGCUAGCCAUCCAGGAGGCGUGUGAAGACUACCUCGUUCAGCUGUUCGGCGAUGCCUACCUGUGUGCGCUCCAUGCUAGAAGGGUGACGUUGAUGGUGAAGGACUUGCACCUAGCUCGUCGAAUACGGGGGCUUCAGUGAUCCCUGGCGUUGUGAUUCGAUCACGACUGCCCACGUGUCACGUCCCGAUCAGAACGUCGUAAGUGAUGUUAAAUCUAAGUACACGCUCCUCUUCCAAUCGAAUAGAAGCCUUGGUCAUUGCAGCUGCAUUUGGGCAACCUUUUAGUCUAGAUGCAGGCCAUAAUGACCGUACGACGUGUACGUUCUAUUCGGCGGAAGACGGUCAACGUGUAGUUGACUCAUGCGUUUGUCGUACGUGGGGGUAGGGGGCGGGGAGGAUUGUUACCAGGAGAGCUGCCUACCGUCUUCCCCCGAACAUAACGCAUGCUAAAAAUGAAUGUAUACAAGCUAU
Chara braunii is the source of this 1937-nucleotide messenger RNA. Lineage: Eukaryota; Viridiplantae; Streptophyta; Charophyceae; Charales; Characeae. The record is from the annotation of a GenBank genome assembly.